UCAGAGACGACGUGGCACUAGCAGAGAGCUUCGUGAAGGAUUGCCACAUGAAGUUCGAGUGCGCGGUGGACGCGUUCACGACGCUGGGUCAGUUGGCGCAGAAGAGCGCAGAAUGGUCGAGCAAGCGGGGUAUCCAGGUGAUACCGGAGGUCCGCCAGGCGUCGGAGCCAACAUUCGCCGUCGAGUACCACGGCUUCUUGCGCGACCGCUCGCCUGGCGCGCCGAUGGAGUGGAGGUGCCGCUCCUGCGACGCCGUGGCCAGAUCUGAUCAUGCGUUGCUCAGCCUGCGCACAGAGGAGAAGUUCACGAGAAGUGUGCUCGGUAUUGCAUCGGCGGCGGCCGGGUCGUCGGCUUGGCGGCAUUUUGCCUCGGUCAAGCUCCAGGCGGCCCCCGUGGCGCUCUCGUCGCAGAAGGGGGCCAUCGAGCUCGCGAUGGACCAGCGCAACCCGAAGACAGGGGUUUUCCAACGUCGGGCUGCGCUGCGCGAGGCUCUCAUCACGGGAAAGUGCGACACCAACUCCGAGGUGAUCGGCGACGGUGGCAAGGGCUCCCGGCGAUAG
Prorocentrum cordatum is the source of this 560-nucleotide messenger RNA. NCBI's taxonomy places the organism in Eukaryota, Dinophyceae, Prorocentrales, Prorocentraceae. The record is from the annotation of a GenBank genome assembly.